CGAAGCUGGCCGACUCCUGAGGGGUGGGAUGCUUCAACCUCCAGGGCACAGAGAUUCCGAAACCUCCAGAGGCCUAGAAGGGCCCGAGGGUGAAGUUGAGAGUGGGGAGUCAGUGACACAGUUCCGUCUCCGCUGUGUUCCGAGGAGUGAGUCAGGACCUUUGGAUGAGGGUGAUAGCACACUCCCUUAGGAACAUCCUCAUCAAAACCAAGGAAGAGAUCAGGCAAGAUUUGUGCUGGGCAGAUUCUUUGGAGUGAGGCUGUGCUGGCCAGACUGAUUGAGGAAUUGAAGGAGCUGUAUAAUGGACUGGAAUUAGAAAAUGAAGAUAUUUACAUGGCAACCACCUUUGGGGACUUCAUCCAACUAUUAGUGAGAAAGCUAUGAGGGGGUGAUGAAGACAACAAGUGCAUCAUUGACUGUGUUGGCGGACCUCAUGGAACAGCGUCAGGAGGAGCUGGCCAUCAUUGAGGCUCUGGAUGCAGGUGCUGUCUGCACAUUGGCCCUGAAGAACCAUGUGGGCAUGUCCGUCCAGACCUUCUGCUACUUUGCUGGCUGGUGCGACAAGAUUCAGGGUCUGUGGCAUCAUCAUCCCCUGGAACUACCCCUGAUGCUGCUCUCCUGGAAGAUGGCUGCCUGCCUGGCCCCGGAAACACAGUGGUGAUUGAGCCUGGUCAGGGUACAGUGAGGCCCUGAAGAAUCUGAGCAUGAUAAGAAUGUGGACUGAGCAGCUACCAUCACAUUCCUGCUGAACAAAGUAAGGCAAAGGGAAGCAACAGAUUUCCAAAACUUGUAAGACAGCCCUGAAGCUGGAUAGUCACUGCAUUUGUCACUGUCGCCAUGAAGGUCUGGGCAGCACUGUGUGAGAGAGGACAUGCCACAGAAGGAGAAGGACAGGCCUCAGCAGACAAAAGCAGGGACUUACAUAUACGCUGUUAUUUCACUGGGAAGGGAUGGAGGAUUCUCCCUUUUUUAGGUGAAAUGUGGGGAUGUCCUUAUCUCACCAAUGGAUUUCCUAAGGAAAAAAGGAGCAAAUGAUACCAAGACAAGCUCAUAACAAAGAUCUAAUCACCAAAUGUGUACGGAUGAAAAUACAGUGAGAUGAGUCAGAAAACGACUAAGGAGGGUCCCAGACUCUCCAAGAACCAGAAGUUUACAGAGCACUUCAGCAUACAUUGCUGCCCACCAUUCACCUUCCUCAACUCCAAGCGUGAGAUCGUGGAUCGGAAAUAUAGCAUCUGUAAGAGUGGCUGCUUCUAUCAGAAGAAAGAAGAGGACUGGAUCUGCUGUGCCUGCCAGAAGACCAGCACCGGACGCCGUGCAACAUCCCCUCAGAGGCCCAAGCUCCAGCCAGCUGCACCCCCCGCGGUGGUCAGAGCACCAGCCAAGCCACGGUCCCCUCCGAGGUCUGAGCGUCAACCACGCCCCCGCCCAGAGGUCCGACCACCACCAGCCAAGCAGCGCCCCCCUCAGAAGUCCAAGCAGCCGCCGCGCAGCAGCCCCCAGAGAGGGCCAGGCACCAGCCGUGGGGGGUCCCCCAUCAAAGCUUCUAGAUUGAAAAGGAGGAGUAAGCCAACCCCACGGAAAAAGUGAGGGAGGAGUUUCAAGUGAAUGGACCACCUCAGGACCUGGACUCACUGCUUCUUGACUCACGUGCUCUUGGGCAAGUCACCUAGCUUCAAAUAUGGCGCAGGGGCAGACACCUGUUGAUGUGGCAACUACCAAUGCCCACAGUCCCCUCGGGGCAGGGGUUGCCGGGCAGCCUGCCUGGAGCCUUGUGAAGAUACCCCUCUGUUGUCUUCUGACCUCUGUCACUGCCAAUGAGAAAUAUGUUGUCAGUCUACUUGUUCUUCCAUUGACUCAAGUUCCUUCAAUCUGAAGAUAUAUAUCUUUCUUCAGGGAUGCACACAAAAAAAUAUGGUUGUAUAGCCACCAUAAUGGCAAAAAUAAAAAUUUAUCAAGUUUUGGGAAAAAUUCUGAUAAGCCACUGAUGAAAAUUUAUAAACUAUUGUAAUACUUCUGUGGUACAAAAUGGGGAUGCUAGCAAAACAAGAUAUUAUAUAACUUAUGAUCAAGCAAUUAUAAUUCUAGGUACUGAUCCUGGAGAAAACUUGCAUUCAUGAGAAAAGGAGGCACACAUACAUCUAUUCAGUAAAGAAUUGUUUGCUAUUGGAAAAGAAGAGAGAGAAAGAGAAAGGAAUUAAUAAAAAUGUUCACUAAUAGAAUGAGUAAAUCAACAAUGGUAUACUUAUAAAUAAAAUUCUUAACAGCAGUUAAAACAAAUGAAUCAUAUAUACCUAUACCAGGUACAUAAAUUUGUAAGACAAAUGAAGAAUAUAAAAAGCAAACAAUUGAUGGUAAAUGCAAUCUGAUGCCCCAUGCAUACAUUUUAAUGACCCAUAAUACUAUAAUUGUGCGAUAAGCAGAAACCAUGAUAUCUCAAAUGCUCUCUAUAAUGGAAUAGAUUUUAAAAAAUGACAACAAAAAAUGAAAGCCUAUCUAAAAAAUAUCUAUCCCCCAGAAGUCAAAAGGAAGAUAUGAAAUAAUUCCUGGCUUGAAGAAAUAAGAGAUUAAAACCUAUAUAGAAAUAGUCAACAAUAUUAGCCAGACACAAAGGAGUUUGGCGGGAUAAGUGGGAGACUCAUGAUCAGCCUGGGGUCUUUCCAAGGUUACAAGUCUUAGAGAACAGAACACUUGCUCAUUUUGGACCUGGGUUGUGCUGUGGCUUCAGGCAGAUUUCUGACAUGUGGACAAAAGGGGUAGAGUUGAAUACACCAUCCCUCCCAACCUUCCUGUAGCAAUAGGUAGGAAAGCACAGUAGAAGAUAAUGGAAUGUUGCAGAAUGUGGAGGGAUGUAAAAUGGGUAGUAUUAGUAGAGGAAACUCAGGAGAGUGAGGGCAUCUGAAGCAGUCUUGUGCUGGGGGUUGGGUGGCCAAGCACAGGCAGAUGCCUGACACUCCAACAAGGCUGUGGCUCUGUGUCCUUGAGUGAGCACAGCCAGACCCAGCCAAGUUUAAAAGGCAAGUGGGAAUAUGGGGCAAUGCCAGAGGAAGUCUGCUUAAGGUGUGGGGUUUGGGGGAGAGGGAAACCAGAGAGUAGGGAGGAAAAAUGCUAGACUCAGGUAAGAUCCAGCUCAGAAGACUAUUCCUCUGCAAAGCAGAAUCAAGCCAAGUACUCCCAAGGCAACUGGAAGAACAAGUCAGAGCAUUUGGCUUUCUCAGCUGGGGAGGCCACUUCUCUGGGCAAGUGGCAAUAAAAAGGCAGGGGAAUUGAACUACACAAAGCCCUCAGGUAGAAACGUUUCUCCUGCCUAAACUCGGGUGCUAAAUGAACAACAAAAUGAGAACCUCUACUAUGAACACUUUUUAACAAUGAGAUAGGUGAGGACAUUACAUUCCUGGGAAUGACACCAGGGGUGCCAUGACAGUCCACUAGAAAGAUCAAAUUUGUCGGCCAGCCCCACUCAAACCUAAUAAGGAAACUUAAUAUUCCUUCAGCCCAUUUUAGAUUUUGGCAGAGCCAGACCUCAUACUUAGUAACUUCCUUGGUUCUAUCCUCUAUAUCACUCAGAAGACACAGAUAUUACAGAAUGCAAAAUUGAGAAGGAAAGAGCAUGGUGUAUAUUAACUUAUGUUAAAAAACUGGAUAAUACCACAGAAAUGUUAAUAACUAGAAAUUACUGAAUUGUCUGUGUUUGUCUGUUGUGGAAAUAAAACCCCUGGGGAUGGAUAAAAAAUAUCUGGAAAUUACUUGAAACUAGUGGAUAACUAAGUGGAUAUUAUAACUAAAAUGUGCUAUAAUCCAAUUGUGGCCUUUUUUUUUUUUUUUUUUUUGGUCUUCUAAGUGUUGGUUCUGGGAAGCAUUAUGCCAUGAAUACUGCAAA
This is a messenger RNA of Mustela erminea (ermine), 3880 nucleotides long. It is a transcript of the gene MOBP, whose product is annotated as myelin associated oligodendrocyte basic protein. Bases 1099 to 1590 code for a protein of 163 amino acids. Gene Ontology annotation, cellular component: cortical actin cytoskeleton. Lineage: Eukaryota; Metazoa; Chordata; Mammalia; Carnivora; Mustelidae. The transcript has 14 exons. The record is from RefSeq and is a predicted model, not a curated record. Gene Ontology annotation, molecular function: actin binding; myosin binding.